AUGUCAGCAAAAUUAAUAGUUCAUAAAUUUGGAACAGAGGAUAAUUUUCAGACAUUACGAAUAAAUAUUGAAGAAAAUGAUAAAGCUAUGUUUGGUACAUGGUAUAACGGCUCGGAAGAACUUAAAAGGAAAGAGAAAGAAAAGCCACGUUUAAUCGUGAAAGUUGUUUCCGAAGAGAAUACAAGUAACAUAGAUCUAGAUUCAUGUGCAAAGAAUCAAGUUCCCGGAAAACUUAACAUUGACAUAAAAUCUGAAAUAUCAAAAAUGAAUUCUAGAACAAUAGAAACAAAGGAAAAGAAUGUGCAAAAAAGUGAUACAGAAACAUUUGAUAUCAAUAAUCGAGAUUGCCUAAUAAAUCCGCUUGAAUAUAGUUUAGAGAAAGUAAAAGAAAACAACGCUCGAAUAAUGGAAAAUAUACACAUGCUUAAUAGAGCUUUAAAUUACACAAAAAAGAAAGAGAUAUUGGGCGUAAUUAAUCCAAAACUAUUGCGCUCAUAUCCUUGUGACGAAUGUGGUAAAUGUUUCGUGUAUGAAACUGGUCUUCGUCGACAUCAUUCCAUAAGACAUACCAGUUUAGAUAAUCAACAACGUUGGCAGUUUGUCUGGACUUGCACUGAGUGUUUUCAGGUGUGGCCACGACAAGACCUCGCCUUAAAACACGCGAGUCAAUGUUGUAAAUCAGAUGACACAGAACAUGUCAGAGAAAUAAAGGCUUCUUCAUUAUUACAAUGCGAAUUCUGUGAGAAAGUUUUUACGAAUAUACCUAGGCUACUUAGACAUUUAAAGAUGCACAAUGUUAUAAAGAAUUACGAGUGUAACGCUUGUAAUUUAGCAUUCUCAUGUUACAAGACAGCAGAACAACAUUGGCUUUCAUGUUUAUGGUUGAAAAUAUAUUAUCAGUUUUCUUUACCAAAACUACUUCUUUGUAAUGCUUGUGAUAGAAAAUUUAGAAAUUAUGACCAGUUAUACAAUCAUAGGUACAAAGUCAGUCACUUUAUACCAAAAACAUCUGUGAAUGAGGACAACUGUGUAUUUAUAACUACACUAGUCUUUCAAUGUGAAAUAUGUGGACAGUGGUUUAAUGCUAUAUCUCAAAUACAAGAUCACAGAAAUAAGUACCAUCCUCAUUUCAAUGGCGGAUAUCUAUACAAUACUGAUUACCCAGUAACAGCAGAGGCUUGAAGAUGGAAAUAAAUGUUGUUAUUAUUAUCUUAUAAUAAAAUUUUAUUAAUAA
Molecule: messenger RNA, 1234 nt
Organism: Melitaea cinxia (Glanville fritillary)
Lineage: Eukaryota; Metazoa; Arthropoda; Insecta; Lepidoptera; Nymphalidae
Product: zinc finger protein 480-like
Exons: 4
Coding region: 1-1182 (393 amino acids)
Biological process (GO): regulation of transcription by RNA polymerase II
Cellular component (GO): nucleus
Molecular function (GO): DNA-binding transcription factor activity, RNA polymerase II-specific; RNA polymerase II transcription regulatory region sequence-specific DNA binding
Source: RefSeq, a predicted model, not a curated record